AUGGCACCGGUGUCGGCGCUCGCCAAGUACAAGCUCGUCUUCCUGGGGGACCAGUCCGUCGGCAAGACCAGCAUCAUCACCCGCUUCAUGUACGACAAGUUCGACAACACCUACCAGGCUACAAUUGGUAUUGAUUUUCUGUCGAAGACAAUGUACCUUGAAGAUAGAACUGUGAGACUCCAACUCUGGGAUACAGCUGGUCAGGAAAGGUUCAGGAGUUUAAUUCCAAGCUAUAUCAGAGACUCUUCAGUUGCUGUCAUUGUAUUCGAUGUUGCAAGCAGGCAGUCCUUCUUAAAUACAUCUAAGUGGAUAGAGGAAGUUCGCACUGAGAGGGGCAGUGAUGUUAUUAUUGUGCUUGUUGGGAACAAAACUGACCUUGUUGACAAGAGGCAAGUCUCGAUAGAGGAAGGGGAAGGCAAGGCGAAGGACCUUGGUGUCAUGUUUAUUGAAACCAGUGCUAAAGCUGGGUUUAACAUUAAGGCGCUGUUCCGUAAAAUUGCUGCUGCACUUCCUGGAAUGGAGACACUCUCAUCAGCGAAGCAGGAAGACAUGGUUGAUGUGAACUUGAGGUCCGGCAAUGCAAACUCGUCCCAGUCUCAGGCUCAGGCUGGGGGAUGCAGUUGUUAG
Molecule: messenger RNA, 627 nt
Organism: Miscanthus lutarioriparius
Lineage: Eukaryota; Viridiplantae; Streptophyta; Magnoliopsida; Poales; Poaceae
Source: the annotation of a GenBank genome assembly